AUGGACCUGGACAGUAAACGUCUGUUGGUGGUGGUACCAAAUGAAGCGCUGGUGCCCUCUCGCAGGGUGUUCAGCAGCGAGGAUGAGGCGUGGAGGAGUUACUUGGAGAACCCACUGACUGCUGCCACUAAGGCCAUGAUGAGCAUCAAUGGAGAUGAGGACAGCGCAGCAGCACUGGGACUGCUGUACGAUUACUACAAGGUCCCCAGAGAGAGGAGACGCACCUCCAAUGGUGUUAAACCCACAGACCCCUCUGCUGCUGCGCCUGAAAACUGCGGGAGCUUGGAGAUACUAGAGCACCAUCUUCAGGCUCUCAGAUCCAUGCCUGUCAACCUCUCCCUAAACAACAGCGCCACCACACAACAUCAAGGCUCCAAAUACGGAGCCACCUGCCUCACAGGUGACACCAGAGGAGGAGAUGGUAAAGGUGGAGGUGGGGUGACUCGGGCUCUGGUGAAAACCGAGGGCCAGACGUCCAUGGGAGUGUCCUGUUCUGGAGGUUCCUACCGAGAAGAACCCAGCGAGCAGAUAAGGAUGGUUUAUGAGCAGAGCCACUAUGAUUUGUCCCGUGCGGGGUAUUUGAAAGAGGAACAGAGAAGCACUCCAGACAGCACAUAUGAGGACACUGUGGAAGGAGAGAUGUACCACAGAAGUCCCUCCUCAGGAAUUGAUGAAUUUCACCACAGCCUGCCACUUCACAGCUUCCAGUACCGUCUGGAGGCCAGCAUGUCUCUGCGGCCUCGACAAGGAGAAGGACCCAUGGCUUACCUGAACCGGGGCCAGUUCUAUGCUCUGACAUUGUCGAAGGCUAGCUUCGGUUCGUCCCUAUGUCAGCCCAGAGGCAAAGUGCCGGUGAGUGGGCAGACAGCAUCACACGGACCUGAUGGGGGCCCAUCCAGUAAUGAACAAUGCACCAUGGAAGGCUCUGAGCUGCAGCGGGACACUAUUGUGCAGAGUGUUAUCAUGGUUGUCUUUGGGGAAGACAAGUGCAGAGAUGAGCAGCUAAAGAAUUGGAAAUACUGGCACUCCCGGCAGCACACUGCUAAACAGAGAGUCCUGGACAUUGCUGACUACAAGGAGAGCUUCAGCACGAUCGGGAACGUGGAGGAAAUCGCCUACAAUGCUGUCUCUUUCACAUGGGAUGUCAGUGAAGUAGCUAAGGUCUUUAUCUCAGUGAACUGUCUGAGCACAGACUUCUCCUCACAGAAGGGCGUAAAGGGGAUGCCUCUAAUAAUCCAGAUCGACACCUACAAUUACAAUAGCUGCAGGAGCAGGCCGAUCCACAGGGCCUUCUCUCAGAUUAAGGUCUUCUGCGACAAGGGUGCUGAGAGGAAGCUUCGUGAUGAGGAGAAGAAACAGCUCAGGAAGAGGAUGAAAGGGAAAAAUGGCAGCUCAGGGCCAACCUCUCCUCCCUUAAAGAGGGCAGACAACACACUGUUCAGAACCACGCUAGACCUGGACUCCCAGCCUGUACUCUUCAUUCCUGACGUCCACUUUGGAAACCUGCAGAGAGCCGGCCAGGUGUUUGCUUUCAACACUGAAGAGAUCGUCAGAGAUGGGAGUGUUCUGGUUAAAAGGAAGUCAUGUGUUGCUGAGGAUGAUGUCUGUUCACCUCAGUCCAAGAAGUCCAAAGUAGAACUGGAAAGGAAAGUUCUGCUCUAUGUGAGGAAGGAGUGUGAUGAAGUGUUUGAUGCCUUAAUGCUUCGUACCCCAACCCUUAAAGCACUGAUGGAGGCAAUCUCAGAGAAAUACGCAGUGCCUGUUGACAAGAUGGCCAAAGUUUACCAAAAAAGCAAAAAAGGAGUCCUGGUGAACAUGGAUGACACCAUCGUCCAGCACUACUCCAACGAGGACACCUUCAUCCUGGCUAUCGAGAGCUCAGCAGACUCCUUUUGUAUCACUCUGUCAGAAAUCUGAUGGUUUCACCAGUCAUCAUAUUGUCAGGCAGUGAUAAUCACGGGUGGCUGACGCUUUAGCCAUGCCUUGUGUAGCAGUUGUGAACAUUGGGAGCAGUAUUAGAUGAUGGCACCAAAAUGUGUUCCUUGAAGAAAGCCACUCAGGAGUCUACAUCCACCUCACCUGCUGCAGUACUCGCUUACUUUACAAGCUGGUGUAGGAGGAUUUCUUGUAUUUGUGGCUUGGGGGUGGGGGGUGUUAAAUAUUUCCUGGCUAACUACCUAUGCAAGUCUUGACUUUAGCUGACUGGAAUUAACUUCUUAUUAUCUGGUGAACCAGAGGAGAGGUCUUCAUCCAGGUCCCCACAGAGCAACCCGCCAGCUUGCUGUGGUUUCACAGGAAGAAGACAGCACAGAAUACAGUCGUCUUAUUGGAUUAACAGCAGGGACUGUUGCUUCCUCUGUGCUUUCUGCCAUCCUUCCUGUUACCUCUUAUAGUGGUAGAAGCUUUGAAAUGACUCAGUCAGAUGUUUGAAAGGCUCUUACCUCACAGAGAGACUAUGCAACAUCUUUUGCUGGCUUUAACAGAAAGUCAUGGCUUAUUGUUUUGUAUGUAUAUAAGAUUUUUAGAUGCGUCUCAAAUUGUUCUCAUGUCAAUAUUCUAAGCCAAAGUGGACCUUUCCUAAUCCGUCUUGGUUGUCCAUCUUUUUUUAUUGAUUGGUUAUAUUUUUACUGCAUACUAGUGCUUCCAAUCGGUGCCAGUGAAAUAACGGUUAUCCCAGGUUGUCAUUACAUGCUUGUGUCUCAGGGUUUAUAAUUGCAUGAGGCACCAUUAUGGAACAGGACAGUAAGUCUCCAGGAUGCCGUUAAACUGUUUUGCUUCCUCUGUGAAUGUGUUUAUUGCUUUUCCUCUCACUGAAGAGACUGUAGUCAUUAGUAUUUAUGACGUUAGUUAGGGACUUAUGAGGCCCAACUGUUCCAUCCAUUUACACAAUCCUUUUCUGAGGCUACUGCACACCAUCAGAGCUUAAGAAUCUCAUCACUCUGUUCCCACUCACUGCCUUUGUUUACACCUGAUUUACUGACAGCUUCAGCGUCCUUCGUUUGCUUCAUGCAUCUUGAUGUACAGUCUUUUAAAUGAGUCAAUAAAUAUAGUUUUAUAUGCA
Molecule: messenger RNA, 3061 nt
Organism: Epinephelus lanceolatus (giant grouper)
Lineage: Eukaryota; Metazoa; Chordata; Actinopteri; Perciformes; Serranidae
Product: grainyhead-like protein 2 homolog
Biological process (GO): neural tube development; brain development; regulation of transcription by RNA polymerase II
Cellular component (GO): nucleus
Molecular function (GO): RNA polymerase II cis-regulatory region sequence-specific DNA binding; DNA-binding transcription activator activity, RNA polymerase II-specific
Source: RefSeq, a predicted model, not a curated record